AUGGGCAUAUACUGGCUGUACACGAUCAUGGUAUUUACGUGUGCCGCAUGGGUUGUAUCUUUACUUUACAUAUCUGGGUAUGGUACAUUGUUGCUAUCCUGGUCUAUCUUUGAAAUGGGUGACAAUUUAUACGACAUCGGACAAGGCUAUGCCUCCCUUGAUCAAUUAUACCAGGUAUAUUGCAAGCGACAGCGCGACAUUCUUGAGAGCGAAAGAUUGGCCAGGCGGUUGGCAUCCUCAACGGAUGUUUUGCCGGCAUACUCGAGCCUUAAUGAAGGAGAGAUACGACUUCUCGUUCUUGAACCUGGGACGCAAGACAGUCUUGUCACAUGCAAGCUGUAUACCUGCAGCCAGAUUGAUGGAAUACCGUAUCAGGCCCUCUCUUACGCUUGGGGUGACCCUACCAAGGUACAGAGCAUCGAGUGCAACGGAGAAAAUAUGCAGAUUGCAUCAAAUCUUCACCAAGCAUUAUUACACCUUCGCCAUCCACGUCGCGCGAGAGUCCUCUGGAUCGACGCUCUUUGCAUCAACCAAGAUGAUUCCAACGAGCGUGGCCAACAAGUUCAGUUGAUGAGAGACAUUUACGCCCAGGCUACGCAAGUCAUUGUGUGGCUCGGCGAAGGCACCCGGGACUCUCUGAUUGCCUUUAACUACCUCUCCAAAGACCCUCACUCAACCCGUAGAGGUCUCUUAUCAAACGAAUCCUGGGAACCAAUUGGACUCGACUUCAUUGUCGAACCUCAUAAAACAUUCGAUUACAAAUAUGACCUGACUUGUCUGACCAAGCUCCUCGAAAGGCCUUGGUUUCGGCGGCUGUGGGUUCUCCAGGAGGUGGUGCAUGGGGAAAAUGUCAUUGUCAUGGUAGGAAACGAAACAGUCAGCUGGGGUCUUUUAGCGAAGUCUGUCCAGAAGCUCUAUCGGUCAGGGUUUAUUCUAGGGAAAUCCUCCGAGAAGGCUCAAGCUGGUGCAGCUGCUGUCAUCGAAAUGGAGAGCAUCAGGAGGUCUCGCCCUAACCUGCUAUCGGUGUUGCUCGCUACCAACUCUGGAGAGUGCUCCGACGCACGGGACAGAUUAUAUGCUGUUCUUAAUCUAGCAAGUGACUACAGUCCGCGGAGAGAUAUUGGAACACUUGGACCCGACUAUAGUUUACAACCAGACGAGAUCUUUACUCGGUUUGCUCGAUGGUGUGUAGAACGAGGAGAUAUCAACUUUCUGUCCUGUACCACGAGGUCGAAAGCAAGCAAGAGCGGCGACAAUCAACUCCCAUCUUGGGUACCUGACUGGACGGAUAUAGACAACCACCAUCCCUUCGUUCGGUACUUGGAUCGUGUUCCUUUUCAAGCGGAUAUUGGUCUUGAAGAGUUGCCUCACAAGCCACCUAGCAUUACCGAGGAUAACGAGCUCGUGCUUUUUGGAACCGUCGUUGGUGUUAUAGAACACGUAGGUCCAUUGCCAACUUUCAACAAAAGUAACAUGGAUGCAGAACCCAAUCAGCUUAUCGACACGGUUGUCGCGAACAAAAUAUGGUUAAACCUCUGCCUAAAAAUUAGCCAUCUGGCAAGAGUCGAUUCAGAAACACAUUUCUGGCGUACGAUUACAGCAACGUUGACCGGUGUAGGAUACGCUGUUGGCGAAGACUUUGGGAGACGAUUCUACAAAUAUCUACAGUUACUUCACGACAUGUCACUUUAUGCUGGUCCAGACUCACAGAUAUCAAACUCAGCUAUGAGAUAUUUCACUUCUCAGAAGUACCUCAGUGCAAGUAUUGAGUCGUCGAUAUUGAUGUGGGCGGCGAAAAGGCGAUUUGCUGUAACCCAAGAGGGAAUGAUGGCAUUGGUUCCAAACGGCACCAAACCAGGAGAUGUCGUUACUGUAGUGGCGGGUUCCAAGGUGCCACUUGUAUUUCGAGAGGUGCCGCAUCGGGCAGGAAAGCUUUGCUUUAAAUGGUUAAGUAUUGUGGCUUUGGAUAUCUGCGCUUUUCUCUUUUAA
Molecule: messenger RNA, 1989 nt
Organism: Fusarium pseudograminearum CS3096
Lineage: Eukaryota; Fungi; Ascomycota; Sordariomycetes; Hypocreales; Nectriaceae
Exons: 2
Coding region: 1-1989 (662 amino acids)
Source: RefSeq, a predicted model, not a curated record